UGAGUCAUUCUUAAAACUUUUAUCCCUCAAAAACACUUAUCAAGAAAAGUAAUAAUAUACUCGUAGAUGAUAAAAUUCUAUACAUGUCACUAAAAUAUCUAAUAGAUGACGACACACCUGAUAUUCUCAAACACUCGAAAUAUCUAGAUUGUAUCAAUAAUAUUUUCUCUAGCGAUAACAGAUUUUAUCACGCUAUUUUAAGAUAAACUCUGGUCUCAUCCCAGUUUUAGUCAAUACAAUUUUUUUGUUAACCAGAUAACCGUGUUCGAAGUUUUUCAUGAUUACAAAAAAGUGUCUUUAAUAUUUAUUUUCAAAAAUGGCAUUAGAAUCUAGAAUUUUCAGUGUUCUAAUAAUGUUUGUUUUAGUAUCGGAUAUUUUAUGUUCGUGCAACAGUGAGUGUUUACGAAAACGGAGUGAAAGAAUUUACGGAGGUGUUAGUAGUAAAUGGCAUUCCUUGCCUUUUCAGGCAGCACUAACCCUUCAAGUUGGGGCGGAAGGUGAGAUUGGUUUUUGCGGCGGGUCUCUCGUACACCCGCAAUGGGUGCUCACCGCCGCACACUGUUGCUUCCACGGCGACCAGCAAAUUACACAGGGACAGGUAGUUCUCGGUGCACAUUCGCUGUACGACCGAUUUGAGAACGGUCGAAGAAUGAUCAACGUCGAGGAAAUCGUUGUACAUCCAGAUUGGGACCCAACCACGUUUGGAAAUGAUCUGGCCCUUUUAAAACUCGCCAAUACCAUCCAAAUGUCGGAUACAAUAGAUAUAAUUCGGCUGCCAUAUUUGGAAACCGUGACGUGGAGUUUCGCAGGCGAAGGAGCUACUGCGUCCGGAUGGGGUAUUGCUGCAGAAGGUGUGACCUUCAUAUCUCCAACUCUUCGAGAGAAGACGCUGACAGUGAUGACAGACGACCUCUGCAACACCACUUUCUUGGGCCACUUACCUGAAAACACUAUAUGCGCAUUUAGUUCUACAUCUGCUGGCACUUGUAAGGGUGACAAUGGAGGUCCACUGACAUCGUUUUUUACCCGGACCGAAGAAAUUAUUUUGAUCGGGGUGACGUCAUUCGUCGAGGUUGGCGGCUGCAACAACCGAAUGCCGUCCGUUUUCACCCGGGUACAGCGCCACUUACCCUGGAUCAACGAGAUCACUGGAAUUGCAUUGAACUGAUCUACCCUUUCGUAUUAUAUAAAAUGCUAACUUUAAU
Maniola jurtina (meadow brown) is the source of this 1205-nucleotide messenger RNA. Its product is annotated as brachyurin-like. The transcript has 7 exons. NCBI's taxonomy places the organism in Eukaryota, Metazoa, Arthropoda, Insecta, Lepidoptera, Nymphalidae. The record is from RefSeq and is a predicted model, not a curated record. Gene Ontology annotation, molecular function: serine-type endopeptidase activity. The coding region runs from base 317 to 1168 and encodes 283 amino acids. Gene Ontology annotation, biological process: proteolysis.